This is a messenger RNA of Panthera uncia (snow leopard), 1153 nucleotides long. It is a transcript of the gene EBI3, whose product is annotated as Epstein-Barr virus induced 3. Bases 260 to 940 code for a protein of 226 amino acids. Gene Ontology annotation, cellular component: external side of plasma membrane; membrane. Gene Ontology annotation, molecular function: cytokine receptor activity; protein binding. Lineage: Eukaryota; Metazoa; Chordata; Mammalia; Carnivora; Felidae. The record is from RefSeq and is a predicted model, not a curated record. The transcript has 5 exons. Gene Ontology annotation, biological process: cytokine-mediated signaling pathway.
CUCCUGCCCGCACCCUCGGGGCCUCCAGAGCCCCGCUGGUGGCCGCGAUAGUGAAGGGACCUCCUCCGCCACCACCGCCGCCCCAGCCCCUGCUCAGCUCUCCACUGGCCCCGCCAACUGGGUGGGGGAGUCAUAUCUGGGGAAGGAGAAGCUGGGGCUUUGACCCGGGGGCUGUGCUUCCCCCCUCGGGUGGGACUCCAGUCCCCUGCCUCCCCAAGGUGCUCCUGCCCCAGCUCAUGACAGCAGAGCCCGCGGAGUCAUGGCCUCAAGACUCCUUCUGGUGCUCGCCCUCUGUGUGGGCUGCUCACCCUGCAUCGGGAGAGAAGCAGCCCCCACCCAGCCCAGGGUGCGGUGCCGGGCCUCUAGGUACCCAAUCGCCGUGGACUGCAUCUGGACCCUGCCGGCCUCUCCGCUCCCCACCAGGCCCACUUCCUUCAUUGCCACGUACAGGCUGGGCGUGGCUGCCCACGGGGAGAGCCGGCCCUGCCUCCAGCUGACACCAGAGGCCACCAGCUGCACCAUCCCAGACGUCCAGAUGUUUUCCAUGGUGCCAUACAUACUCAACGUCACGGCUGUGCAGCCCCGGGGCACCAGCAGCAGCUUCGUGCCCUUUGUUCCGGAACACAUCAUCAAACCGGACCCUCCAGAAGGCGUCCGCCUGAGCCCCAUCCCUGGGCAGCGGCUGUGGGUGCAGUGGGAACCCCCCCGGUCCUGGCCCUUCCCGGAGACCUUCUCACUCAAGUACUGGAUCCGAUACAAGCAUCACAGAUCUGCCCGCUUCCGCCAGGUGGGGCCCAUUGAAGCCACAUCCUUCACCCUCAGGGCUUUGAGGCCCCAGGCCAAGUACUGCAUCCAGGUGGCCGCUCAGGACCUCACCGACUAUGGGGAAGUGAGUGAUUGGAGUCUCCCUGCCACUGCCUCCAUGAUCUUGGACAAGUAGCAGGGCUUUCUAGGACCCCCAGAGGAGGGGUUGGGUCCUUGACAUCCAACCCUCCCCCUUCCCCACUGCCGCGGAUGGGACCCAACUGGCCUGGAUCCGCUGCUGCUGAGUUGCUGGGCCACUGUGGACAAAUCACUUUGCGCCCCCCCCCUGAGCCUCAGUUUGUCAAUCUGUGAAAUGGGGAUGUACUUCUUUCUUAGACCCCAGUACAGG